Molecule: messenger RNA, 1550 nt
Organism: Solanum tuberosum (potato)
Lineage: Eukaryota; Viridiplantae; Streptophyta; Magnoliopsida; Solanales; Solanaceae
Product: E3 ubiquitin-protein ligase RING1-like
Exons: 2
Coding region: 31-927 (298 amino acids)
Biological process (GO): protein ubiquitination
Cellular component (GO): cytoplasm
Molecular function (GO): ubiquitin protein ligase activity
Source: RefSeq, a predicted model, not a curated record
UCCUUCUUUUCUUCACAUAAAUAAAAGAACAUGCCAUCGAUCCCUCGCGCUCGAGUUAUUGUCAAUGGAGUCCAGAGAAUGAGGACAUACCAUUACUAUUGGUGUAGACAUUGUCAAAGAUCCAUUAGGACAACUUCAGCCAAUCCAUUUGAAAUUUUAUGUCCUCAUUGUUAUGGUCAAGUUUUCUAUGAACUUGAUGUGACAAGGCCUAGGCUUGUACUUUCUAAUGUCACAAGGCUACAACCACAACCUUCCUCCAAUUCUCGCCUUCUUGAUGCCUUAGCACUCAUGGUUGAUCCACCAAUUAGGCAACAAAACAACGAUGGUGAUGAAAAUCAUCGUAGGACUAGACAACGUACUCGUGUCAUUCUCCAAUUUAUUGGCCCUGAUGAUCAACCUAUUAGGCCUGUCUCUCCUGAUGAGAACGCGUUUUAUUUGCCAUCCCUUCAAGAAUUGACUCAGAAUGACAGGCCAGGGCCACCUCCAACGCCAUCUUCAGCAAUCGAUGCAUUGCCAAGAAUUUACCUAACACCAAACCUUUUGGAAAAUGACUCUGUUUGUCCUGUUUGCAAGGAUGAGUUUGAAGUUGGGAUAGAAGUUAUAGAGUUACCUUGCAAGCAUUUUUAUCAUUCUGAAUGCAUUGUUCCAUGGCUUAGACUCCAUAAUACUUGUCCCGUUUGUCGGUAUCAACUGCAAGGAUUCUCAAACAAUGAGGACCAAAAUGGUUACACUUAUGAAUUUAAUGAACAAGAAGAAGAAGAGGAGAACAUACAGAAUCCUCUCAUUUGGGGUUGGACUCAGCUUACCUCUCUUUGGCCUUUUAGUUUGAUGUCAAGUUGGAGACACAGAUACUUCAACACUUUUGAGACUACAACUUCUGCUUUUCCUAGAGGGAGAGCUUGGUGGAAUCCUUGGAUUUUCUCUUGAUAAUGGUUCCUUAUUUCAUUUAAUAACAGUACAGAGUAGUUUGCUUUUUUAUCAUUCUUUGCUUCAAUAGGAACUAAACAGGUAUGUUGACAAAACUAUAUAUCUUUCUGAAUUUGAUGGAUGGAAAUUAUCUGAGAAUGGGGUCAAAAAGAUUCAUAAGGUAUGCGCCCGUCCUUCCUUCUCAAUCAAAAAAAUAAGUGAAUGAAUCUAAAUUAUAUACACAUAGGAAACUCGCAAGAACAUGAUACUUCAUACUUAUUUUGACCAUUAAAUAUGAAAUUAACCCUUUACUAAUGGCUUCUAGAUUUCAAGAGUGCUAUCAAAGUGAUGGAAUUAUUUUCAGCCACAAAUAUGCAUAGAAGAAAUGGAGAGAAAGAGAAGGCCCACUAUUUCCAUGUUCAAUGUGACUUUAUGGACCAAACUUUCUAUUUGCCCUAUUGGUCAAAAUUAUAUGUCUAUCAAAAACCUCAAACUAAAAAUCUAGUAUUUUUUUAGAAUGAUGAUGAUACCAUUAACAAACAAAUUCAUUUGUUGUGGUAGGUGAAGGAAUGAUUAACAAAUUCCAUGUAAAGAAGCUGGUGUUUUAGUAGGACCUGUUUUAUAUUAUAUUUCUUUCACUUCAA